UCUACCCAAUCUUUCACCACUUUCUCCCAUUUCUUGUUUUCAUCAAUCUCUCUCUCUCUCUCUCUCUCUCUCUCUCUCUCUCUCUUACACACACACACAAAAAUCUAAAUCUUUCCCAAAAGGUUACUUUAAUUCAUCAAGUGUUGUAAACACUUAAUUUGGACAAGUUCAUGGGGAGUAGAUUCAUCAACAACCAGUUUGUUAGUGAGGUAGAAGACGCUGAAUAUUCGCCAGAAAACAGUGGAGAUUCGCCUAGCUCCGCCAUGUCUAAUGAUACCAAGAUGACUUUUACCUCCUCUCCAAAGAAAAGGCGAGCUAUACAAAAAAGAGUUGUGUUUUUGCCCAUCAAAGAAGUGGAAGGAUUAAGACUUAAGGGCGAUCAUAUGAGUACUCCACCUUCUGAUUCCUGGGCAUGGAGAAAAUACGGCCAAAAACCCAUCAAAGGUUCACCCUAUCCUAGAGGUUAUUACAGGUGCAGUAGCUCAAAGGGCUGUCCUGCAAGAAAACAAGUGGAGAGAAGUAGACAGGAUCCUACUAUGUUGGUGGUAACGUAUUCUUCUGAACACAACCACCCGUGGCCGGCUUCUAAAAAUCACCGCCAUAACGCCGCCGCAGCUAUGACAGCAACAAACGCUACACCUUCGGUCUCUGAAGAGGAGGAGGAAGAAGAAGAAGAUCAUGAUCAAGAUAAAGAUAAGAAAGAGCCCAUAAAUGUUUCCAUUCAAUCUGAACUCAUUUCUGAAGAUAAAUUUCCCAAUCUUGAUGAAACAUCCUUAAUUAACGGCAGCGAAUUUGGGUGGUUCACAGAUUUCUAUCCUACUUCUUGCACCAUGCUAUACAGCCCAAUUUUAACUGAAGACAGAGAUAAUACCGAUUCCGAUAUUUUCACAAUGCCAGAGGAAGAUGAGUCACUUUUUGCCGAUCUUGAUGAAUUGCCGGAGUGCUCAGCCGUGUUCCGCCGUGGGAUAGUGCAGAGAGAGGUGGCGCACAGGCGGCACAGCCUUGAAACCACCGGGUGAGAUAUCAGCCAAUACGUCAUCCAUAUUUGUCUUUUCUAAGCAACAUAUUUUAAUCUCAGCGUGUCGUACGCCAUGAGAUAACCCAGAAAGAAAAGUAUUUUUCUUAAAAUAUGUUAGCGUAGUGGUUAGGGAAUAAAAAUGUUAAUUUCAUUGUAAUUAGCACCAAAAGCCGUAGGUUAGUAACGGCUAUCUUAAUUUGGCUGACGUUUCUAUUCAAGAUAAUUAGCUUAUACUAUUCGUCCAUUAUUAUUUA
Molecule: messenger RNA, 1272 nt
Organism: Olea europaea var. sylvestris
Lineage: Eukaryota; Viridiplantae; Streptophyta; Magnoliopsida; Lamiales; Oleaceae
Product: probable WRKY transcription factor 65
Exons: 3
Coding region: 171-1019 (282 amino acids)
Biological process (GO): regulation of DNA-templated transcription
Cellular component (GO): nucleus
Molecular function (GO): DNA-binding transcription factor activity; transcription cis-regulatory region binding
Source: RefSeq, a predicted model, not a curated record